Molecule: messenger RNA, 1485 nt
Organism: Aspergillus bombycis
Lineage: Eukaryota; Fungi; Ascomycota; Eurotiomycetes; Eurotiales; Aspergillaceae
Product: MDR family MFS transporter
Exons: 8
Coding region: 1-1485 (494 amino acids)
Biological process (GO): transmembrane transport
Molecular function (GO): transmembrane transporter activity
Source: RefSeq, a predicted model, not a curated record
AUGUCAGAUUCGAAGGAGCGCCAACUGCACGAAAGCGAUGUUGGAGUCGAAUCGUCCAGCGAAUCUGAUCCGAUCCAGCCCCAACCAGAAUAUCCCUCCGGGUUGGUCCUCGGUGUCACGAUUCUCGCUCUCUGCAUCUCGGUGUUUUGUGUUGCAUUGGAUAUGACCAUCAUUUCAACGGCAAUCCCAAAAAUUACCGACCAGUUCCAUGCGCUAAAUGAUGUGGGCUGGUAUGGCUCUGCAUAUCUAUUGACAACAUGCGCGUUCCAACUCCCUUUUGGUAAAGUAUAUGGUAUCUUCAGCCCAAAAUGGACCUUUCUCGUCGCUCUUGCUCUGUUCGAAGUGGGUUCGUUGAUAUGUGCGGUGGCACCUUCAUCAGUUGUCUUGAUUGUUGGGCGUGCGAUUGCCGGAAUAGGCGCUGCGGGUGUAUUCAGCGGUGCUCUUGUCAUUAUCGCUUAUUCGUCCUCAAUGGAGAAACGUCCCAUGUACCAAAGCAUGCUCGGGGGCAUGUUUGGAAUUGCUUCUGUAGUGGGACCCAUGAUCGGCGGUGCUUUCACUGACAAGGCUACGUGGCGGUGGUGCUUUUACAUUAAUCUUCCACUUGGUGGUUUCACGGCAAUUGUUAUCACAUUUUUCUUGCAUCUCAACACAGGAAAGAGUUCUCGGAAAAGCCAGAGCUUCUGGAGUCUCCUUUGGAGCCUCGACCCGAUUGGUUUCAUGCUUUUCGUACCAAGCAUUAUCUGUGUCCUUCUGGCAUUACAGUGGGGAGGUACUACCUAUCCAUGGAGCAAUGGGAGAAUCAUUGCUCUCUUUGUAGUCUUCGGCCUGGCAUUAAUCGGCUUUGCGGUAGUUCAGGUUUGGCUGGGUGAAAACGCUACACUCCCGCCUCGAAUUGCAACCCAUCGUACGGUCUGGGCUGCCAGUCUCUUCUCCUUCUGCCUCUCUGGUGCAUUCUUCCUGCUCAUCUACUACAUUCCUAUUUAUUUCCAAGCGAUCAAGGGGAUAGACGCUCUCCACUCUGGAAUCGAUAGUAUUCCAUUGAUCCUUUCCAACGUUGUUGGUAUCAUCCUUGCCGGUGCCCUCACCACCAAGCUUGGUCAUUAUAUGCCAUUUAUCUAUAGUUGUGUGCUACUCACCUCCAUCGGGUCCGGUCUUCUCACCACCCUGGAACCACACACCACUAGUGGAAAAUGGAUCGGUUAUCAGAUUCUAUUUGGCUUUGGCUGUGGCUGCGGCUUCCAGCUCCCUCAGAUCGCUGCACAGGCCGUUUUGCCCUUUGAGGAUGUUCAGACGGGCAUCGCCAUCACACUUCUGUUCCAGAACUUUGGUGGCGCCAUUUUUGUCAGUGUCGGCGGUACUGUUCUCGAUGAACACUUGUUGCAAUAUAUUUCCGACUUGGAUGCUGGGGUCGAUCCCGAGGCAAUUAUUCAGGCUGGCGCAACCGCCUGCGGGGUCUCGUUCCGAGUGAGCAUCUGUCCGCUGUGA